Messenger RNA from Cuscuta epithymum, 1533 nucleotides. The record is from the annotation of a GenBank genome assembly. Lineage: Eukaryota; Viridiplantae; Streptophyta; Magnoliopsida; Solanales; Convolvulaceae.
CAGGGCUUCAUAGUAAUUGGUCAGGUAGAUGCAAAAGGCAAAGCUCGAAGGCUUCCUAUUAGGCCAAAUAUUCGCAGAAUGUUGUGCUUUCCUGGUGGCUCAUCUCUCAUGGUUUCUUAUCUUAACAAUGAAAGUCCAACAAAUCCACCAGAGCGUCCUGUGAUAAAUCUACCAGAGAAGAACUAUUCAUCUUAUAUCUCUCAGAAACAAGACUAUCAAGUAACCGAAGGGGACCACUCUUUCAAGGAAGCACUAAAUCAAAAUAUGAGAUCAGAAAUGACACCGCAUUAUGGGUACAUUAUUCCAAGAUACAGCUCCAAUCUUUUGUAGUGUAACAACGAAAGAGAAGUAUCAUUUUGGGCUGUUUGGUUUCAUGUGAGUGAAAUUACAGAUCUCUCUCAAAGCUUUUAGGUUAUGUCUUUUCAAUUUGAUGGUCAUGCUUCUCUCCUAUGUUUGUGAUGUCCAGUUUUAUUCUGAUUAUGGUUUGAUAAGUUCCUCUGAUGUCUUUCAUUUUCAAGUUAGAUUAAUCUCAUUUGUUUAAUUUCCACUAUUUUUUUUAGGUUUUACGCUUUAAAAUAAUUCUAUAGAUGAAAAAUGCAGAAUUUUCAUUUUCCCUCAUAUCCAACCUAGAGUAAAUGACAUCUAGGUCAACUCAAACUUUGGCUUAUAGCUAUGUAGUAGUCUAUGUUUGGGAUGAAAAUAAGGAAGGUGACUGAGUGUACUUUCACUAUUCGUAAAAGGCUUGACCUCAAUUUUGAACAUUCUUAUUUCAAUUAAUGCAGAUUCUUAUUUUCAAUUAAUGAAAUAAUAGUAAAACUACUAUUGCUAAAAUUAUUAUUUAUUCAUAAAUAUGGACAUGAAUAAAUAUUUUUAUAUUCGGUUUAGUAAAAGUGAUUGGUGUAAUACUAACCUCAACAUAGCAAAAGAAAAUCAAAACUAUAAUGAUAACACUUUCUUGUUUAUUCCCAACCCUCCUCUCUCAUCUCGCUUUUCCUUUCUUCUUUGUUUAUAGUAGGUUUAGGUGUUAUUACUCUUGAACCUAAGGGGCAUUACCCCAGUAGUUGGUCAAGCCUAGGAACACUACUCCAAUAGGAAAGAUUUCCUUGCAUUUCUGAAAUAUAUAAGAGAGAUUUAUUGGAAUAAAAAUAAUCACAAUAAAUUGUCUCCAAUGAGAACAACAUCCUAGGGUUCAUUCAUUUUCUAAAAUCCUCAAUGUUGGAGCGAUUUUCAUUUCAUUUUUGCUGAACUUUAAGACUCUCUGGUAGAGUUGUCAUUGGGUAAGCUCCGUAUUUGAACUACUCUUUUUUGUUUUGAGUUUAAUUGUUUUUGCACAUCUUUUUCCUUUGUUUUCCAAUGGGCACGGGAUUACAUCGCUAAAAAGGGGAAAAGUUUGGGAAAUUUAGGUGUUUUAAAUGUUAGAGGCCUCCCAUAAGUUAAUUCUUUGUGAUGUAUUUGUGCAUCCUUUUUUUAAUAAAGUACAUUUUUCUCGCUUUACCGAAUGUUGGGCCCAACCGUCGCGCAACGCGCGCGCCG